AUAUAGACAGAUAGAAGUAGAUCUUUUUUCCCAUAGAAAUGAUCAGUGCAUCAGAGACCACCACCCUAGACUAGAGGAGCUGAACUUUUAGUUGUAGCAUCGUAGGUGGUUCUUUAUGGGGAGGACAGCGAGAUUGUGGAAUGCCCUGCCGGGUGAUGUUGUGAUUCUGUUACAGUAACUCCUAUUAACUACUUUAGGAGUUGCUUGGAUGAUUUCUUGAACUAGCAUAAUAUCCAAGGCUAUUGAGAUUUUAAGAUCUACAGUUAGUCAGUAUAGGUAAUGGUAUAUUUAGCUUAUAUACUGUAUGUGAGGACUGUCUGCGUGUAUAUAUGUGCACUGAGGUUCAUUUCGAGGGGUUGGACUUUGAAAUCUGUAAGAAUGUGACAGUUGCAUCUGUAUUGCUUGUUUCAUUGUCCUGUAAUCAGCCCUUUCUCAAAAUAUACACUUGCUAGAUCUUUUCCACACGAACUGUGUGUCUCUCUUUUCUGUUGCAUCUCCAUUUGUGUCAACUUUUUGGCUUCUGCUUCUGAAGUCAUCCUCUGUGGGCUAAGUGAAAACUAUAAUGUGAAUAGAAAUUAAUCUACUGGUUCUUCAUCUUACUCACCACCAUAACUUGUGUCUUCUAUUUUUCACUUCAGUCACAUCAUCAUCAUGGUGUAUCACAUGAACAUCAUUAAAUUACUGGGUAUGGUAUAUUGUAAAGGUUUUUCAUCUUAAAUCUUAACUAUCUUUAACCCAUAUGGCCUGCAGUAACUGCAAUGAUGAUCAUUGAUAAUACAUAAAUAUGUUCAGUUUAAUAUACAAAAGUCAAUGACAAUACAACAAAUCAAUUAUAUUUAGUUUUGGCAUGCAUUUGCACCAUUAUCAUUAUGCUUUAACACGUUUAACUUAUCCAUGGCAUUAAAUACGUAUAAUGAUUUUAUUUUGAAAGUUCUGAUUACUGGAAUAGGGGUUAUCUGUAUAUGCUUAAUGUCAGCCACAUGGAAAAGAAAUACUAACAAAAUCUAAUUACCAAUGGAUUUUGUGUCUGAAAGGCUCUUGUGGUAUUCCCUCUUCAGUCUCUAUGGAACAAGAUGAAAUCAGACUUUCAAUAAGAUUACUCAAAGCAAAAAGAAUGGAUAGUCAGUUAGCCAAGUGUCAGGUAACUGUUUGCAUUCACCGUUAGUCCCACAAAGUGUUUUUAUUUUUUCUGUGUAGCUGGAACUUACACCUCUGUCUGGGACUGUGCUGAAGCCUAGGUUUAAGUACAAGAAAAUUUCUAUGAGAUCAUCAGCUAUGGUACAUUUAUUUCUUCUUGUAACAGUUCUUUCAGUUUCUCUUCCUGGAUCUUCUGCUUUCCAUAUGAAGAAUUCAAGUGUGCAUGAUUUGACUAAUUACCUUCUGACUGACUAUAGCAAAGGAGUAAGACCAGUGAAAAACUGGACCCAAGCCACCACAAUUUACAUUGAUCUAUUUAUCCAUGCUGUGUUAGAUGUUGAUGGACAGAAUCAGAAGUUGACUAGCAGUAUCUGGUACAGACAGAUGUGGAGAGAUGAAUUUUUAACAUGGAAUUCCAGUCAGUUUGAUGGAAUUGAAGAAAUUUCUCUUCCUCUUAGUGUUAUAUGGGUCCCCGAUAUUGUCAUUAAUGAAUUUGUUGAAGAUGGGAAAUCACCAGAUCUACCUUAUGUCUAUGUGAGCUCCUCAGGAACCAUCAGGAACUACAAGCCGAUGCAAGUGGUAUCGGCAUGCAACCUGGAAACAUAUGCAUUCCCUUUUGAUGUACAAAACUGCAGCCUUACUUUCAGCAGCUGCUUGCAUACAGUAAAUGACUUGAAUAUCUCAAUUUGGAGAAGUUCUGAAGAAAUCAGUAAGGAUAAAAGCAUAUUUCUGAAUGAUGGUGAAUGGGAGCUUCUCUCUGUUCCUUCCAGCUUUGAAAUCCUGCACACCCAAGGUGGAAACUUUGCCCAAGUCCAUUUCAAUCUUGUUAUACGCCGGCGCCCUAUGCUGUACGUUGUUAACAUUCUUCUUCCCAGCAUUUUGCUUAUGGUCGUUGAUCUUAUGAGCUUCUACCUACCUCCUAAUAGCAGGACACGGAUAAUGUUCAAGACCAGCAUCCUUGUUGGUUACACAGUAUUUCGAGUCAACAUGGCAGAUGAACUACCAGCUACCACCCUGAUGGUGCCAUUAAUUGGUGUGUUCUUUAUAGUGUGUAUGGUUCUUAUGGUUUUGAGUCUUGGAAAAUCAAUCUUCGUGAUAAAGUUUCUUCACAUGGACAAAGAAGAUACAAGGGGUCCCCUUGUCUCUCAGUGCCUAUUGCUAACUAAAAAUAAUCAUAGGGAUGACACAGAAGAGAAAUCUCUGAGCUCUACAACUGAGAUAGAAGAGAAUCUGGAUGGGGAAGGAGAAGCAGACAGGGCAGACCUGCUCAGUUCUACAUCAGAUGACCUGAAAAUGGGGGAAAUCUUGGCAGAAGUGGCUUUAAUACGUUCCAACAUGCUGAAAAUGGAGUCAGAAGAGAUAUGGCACACCCACUGGCUCACUCUGUGCUACAAACUAGACAGCCUAUUAUUUAAAGCUUAUAUGUUGGUCUUCACAGCCUAUGCAGUUACACUCAGUCUAUUGUGGUGGGCAUGGAGCUCUUAUACGGUGUAAUUUUACCCAAAAUGUGUUUAUAUCUUAUAUUACCCAUUAAUAUGCAUUACGUAACACUUACUUUGUUUACACAACAGAAUAUGUAUGCACAUUUUGGGUUGAUACUGACAUAAAUUGUGAUUAGUGAUAGUAUUUUAGGUAUAAUAUACAGGUGAAAAUGUGAAAUCAGUUUUUGAGCUACUUAAAACUUUGGUGACUAGGUUAACCUUUAACAUCAAAUGUUACUUACAGUAUGUGUACAAAGGGGUAAUCAAAAUCAAGCUCUUUUUAAAAAAUGUGAUUUUUGAAGGCUGUAAUAAGGUAUUAAUAUACAAUUCUGAAGUGGUUUAUGGCAUUCACUGCAGUAUUCAUGAAGGGUAUCAUGUAAAUACCAUAGAAGCUGACAAGCUAGAAGUAAAUAUAAUGGUCUUAAUAUUUAUAUCUGGACACACUUAAUGCCUCCCACCUCCCAACAGCUCUCAAACUCCUCUCCAGAAUACUACCAUUUUGGGUGGUAGUAGGGGAGGAGUGUAAUGUGUUUAAAGAGGCUAACAACAGAGGGCUUUCCAUGGAGAACGUAUAAUUAUAUGUGUGUAUAUAACAUUUGGUAUCCAUUAUUUUCCACCUAUGCUUUAAAGCGGUGACUCCUUGGAUGUUGAGCCCAGUGGCCUCAAAUUCGGUGCCCAUUUUUGAAUUUCUGCCUUGGAGGCAAGUGUUGAUUGCAUAAAACCCAGUGUAAAGCCAUACAAAGCCUUCUAUAGGCUGCUAUAGGGGCUACCAAAUAGCGAAUUAUAGCUCUUUUUUCACCCCUGCUGUGUUGCUCCUCAACACCUUUUCCAUUUGAAUGUGGCUCACGGGUAUAAAAGGUUUGGGAUCCGCCUUAAAGGGACCACGCCAUGCUGAAUAUACAGGAAUAGUAAGGGUUAGAUGGGUUGUAAAAGACUGUGGUCUUGGGAACACUACCUGAAGCUUUCAACAAGGUCCCACAGAAGAAGGAAUUAGCUAACCUAAAUGUCAUAGAACAGUAACCAAGAGAAAAAUGAGAAAAGCAAAAGAAAUGGGAAGGAGAAAAAAUGAUAGCAGAGGGGACUACAAGGAGGGAGCAAAGAAGAAAAGGGAGUGAGAGCAAAACAAAGAAGAAGGGGUAACAGCAUAACGGGAAGUGGAAAAUCUUAUGAACUACCUGUUCUGUCUCUACAAUGAAUGGAUUAAUGUUGUUAGCAAUAUAUUGUAAUGCAUGCGGUUUUAAAAAAAGCAAGUAAUUAAUAAAAAGAAAGUCUGUGUUCA
Molecule: messenger RNA, 3897 nt
Organism: Xenopus tropicalis (tropical clawed frog)
Lineage: Eukaryota; Metazoa; Chordata; Amphibia; Anura; Pipidae
Gene: htr3b
Product: 5-hydroxytryptamine (serotonin) receptor 3B, ionotropic
Exons: 9
Coding region: 1261-2631 (456 amino acids)
Biological process (GO): serotonin receptor signaling pathway; monoatomic ion transport; monoatomic ion transmembrane transport
Cellular component (GO): membrane; postsynaptic membrane
Molecular function (GO): ligand-gated monoatomic ion channel activity; transmembrane signaling receptor activity; monoatomic ion channel activity
Source: RefSeq, a predicted model, not a curated record